Molecule: messenger RNA, 2209 nt
Organism: Oppia nitens
Lineage: Eukaryota; Metazoa; Arthropoda; Arachnida; Sarcoptiformes; Oppiidae
Product: protein asteroid homolog 1-like
Exons: 2
Coding region: 120-2204 (694 amino acids)
Molecular function (GO): nuclease activity
Source: RefSeq, a predicted model, not a curated record
AAAACCAUUACUAAACUUAAAUUAUUAUCAGUUUAUUAAAGUUUAAAAGAUUUUUACAAUUUAUUAGUAAUUAUUGUAAACUAAAUACAAGUCAAUCAAAAGUGUUGAACUGGGAUGUGAUGGGAAUCAGAGGACUCAAGAGUUUCAUUGAGAAUAACAAAGAUUUGUUAUCAGGAUAUGAAUUACACGACACAUGGCUUGUCAUCGAUGGCAGUAAUCUCUUCAAUGCUUUGUAUACCAGUUGUAGUGUUGAUUCAAAAGACUACAUCUAUGGCGGAGAUUACGGCCGUUUCGCGGACUGUUGUCACCAAUUCUUUAAGUCAUUACAACGCUGUCGGAUCCAAGCAGUUGUUGUUUUUGACGGCGGUAUUGAUCCCUCACAGCAAAAGAUGAAGACAGUUGUAAAACGAUUCAAAUGUCGUUUAGACACCGCUAAGUGUAUUUCAAAGGGCAAUCUUAUCGGUGACCGAAUAUUACCAAUACUUUGUCGUCAAGUCAUGCAUACAGUGAUGACUGAUUUAGACGUCCAUCUCAUUCAAGCCUUAUAUGAAGCCGACUCUUUGAUCGCUUGUAUUGCAAACCAAUUGAAAUGUCCGGUCCUAUCAAAUGACAGCGACUUCUUUGUAUUUGAUCUAAAGUUUGGUGUUAUUUCAGUCGAUUGUCUGCUUAGUUCUUAUAAAUUGGAGAGAAUUGGUUAUAAUAUAAUCGAUAAUACAAAGACUUAUAACUACUUGGAUUGUGAUAUCUAUUUAAUUGAUAAUUUGAUUGAUUACUUUCCAGGACUUAAACGAGAAUGUCUUCCAUUAUUUAGUACACUUAUGGGCAACGAUUGGGUCGAUUGUAAUGUCUUCGACAACAUAUUCAGUAUUAUACCUAAUGUGGAGACAUUGUCUCGAAAUAAGAGAAAAUCAUUACACGUCGGAAAACGUCAUCAAAGAAUGGUUAAACUCUUGAGUUGGUUAAGAGAGAAAACAGUUGACGAUUCCGUCACUUUUCUUAUUAAUUUCUUAAAAAAAAGUUCAAGAAAUAAAGCUAUGGAUUUGCUUCAGAUAUCACUUGAAAACUAUGCAAACGGUGUUAUAACUAAUGAUUUGAAAAACAUUGAUUUUUCAGACAUGUCAUCAUUUUUACCCAAAGAUGAUCUAACACUUCCUCUAUGGUUUAGCAAUGAGUUUCAUAAAUCACAAUUGGAUUCAAUGUUUAUGACAGUAAUUAAACUCAAAUGUGAUAUCCGUACGCCUUGUGUUGAAGACUUUGCACUUCAGGCGUCUUAUAAAUGUGUUGACGAAUUAAGACAAUAUUUGUAUUCAUUGUUAAGAUUAGAUGACAACGACAAUCAAUCCAUAAAUGUUUACGAAAGAAUCGGUUCUCAAAUGUCUAUCAUUAAAACGGAACCAAAAUUAAAGACUCGAAAAUUAAAUGAUUUGCCAAAACUGACUGAUUUGAGAAGUUUAUCAUUUGAUGAAAGAAGAGAAUUGUUUUUAGAUAUUAUAUCAAUUGAUACCAAAUCAUUGAAAGUUUUUAAAGAGUUAUUUGUAUGUCAUUUGAAUGCCGGCGAUAACAUGACUAGUAAUGACAUCAAUGGAGCCGUAUUUAUGUUAACUGUCAUUAAGUACUGGAUUAGCAAAAGUUAUCAUCAAAUAUGGAUUGAAUUUAUUUACUCAUUGUUAACAGCUAUUAUAUUUUGUGGACACAUUGGUUCAUAUAAUAAGAUUAGAUUUAUCACUUUAGAUAAAACCCAAUUAUUUGGUGGUAUACGACAAUUCAAUAGCAAACCACACCAUAACGGGGCCAAACUAUUUCAGCCACGAAUUGUACACUUUUUCAAUGAAUUCCAGUUAUGUCUAAAAGAUAUCAAAUCUAUUAAUAAUUUAUUCGGUAAACCUAUUGAAAUAGGAAAACCAUAUUUUUGUUUAAACGGUCCAUUCAUUUAUAAUCUGACCGUUGAAUUGUCGUCACGUAAAGACCCAGUGCUUUACUUAAUGCAAUUAUUUGGUCGCCAAUCAUUGGUUACCACUUUAUUUACUAAAUUGUUGAGUACUAUAUGUGAUGAUGUUAUGGAUAACAAAUUUAUUCGAUGUCUUGAUGUCACCAAUAGGAAGACACAUCUUCAAAGUCAAAAACUCAAGACUAGGAAUUCAAAAAAGAAAGUCAACAAAGGUUUAAAUAAUAGAUUUUCUGCUUUAAAUAUUCAACAAAAUUAAACCCU